CCCAAACUUAACUACCAAAGGAGAGAGAUGAUUGCCUGCCGUAAUGCUGUUUUUCUUUACCCCUGGGCCUGAGAAACCUUUUAAAUCUCUUCAAAAAUGUUGGCGCAGACGAGGACCGUAGGCUAAACAACAUUCCUGGACGUGCAAUUCUCUCCCCUCCAGGUAAUGAUCAGCUCAACGUAUGUGUCCUCUCAGGGCCAUACUUCAGCCCAUGGCCUCGACAGUACUUCAUUGAAAACAUAUCUAAGGGAAGACUGGGACACAAAGGGGGAUGUCAUGAAAAAGGUUGUGAUCAACGUUGGUGGCAUGCAUCAUGAAACUUACAUGAGCACUCUCAAGAGCUUGCCCGGUACCCGUUUGGCUAAACUGAUGGAUCAUGACCCAAGUGGUGACCUUGAAUUCUUCUUCGACAGACAUCCAGGUGUUUUCUCCAAUGUUCUGAAUUAUUACAGAACCGGUAAGCUUCACUGUCCAAAAGAUGUCUGCGGUCCCCUUUUUGAAGAGGAGUUGGCUUUUUGGGAGGUCGACAAGGCGGACGUGGAACCUUGUUGCUGGAUAACAUUCUGCCAACAUAGGGAUGCCGAAGUGGCCCUUGCAGCGUUCGGGCCAUCUGACUCAAAAGAGCACCACAAUGAAGAGUUUCCAGAGUCAUUCGAUGUUGAGGACAACCCAGCUAAUUCUCAGAGCUGCUUCAAAAGGUGGAGAGCAAAAAUCUGGGCUUUAUUUGACGACCCGUUCUCGUCUACGGCUGCCAAGGUCAUUGCAUUUGUUUCCCUCUUCUUCAUCCUCCUUUCCAUCACAGUUUUCUGUCUGGAGACACAUGAGAGCUUCCACACGUUAGAGCAACGCACAGAGCUGGUCAAUAAUGGGAACCACACAGAAGAGGUGACAUACUAUGAGACAGUGACCGAACCUACUCUGACUGUGGUGGAGGGCGUCUGUGUGGUGUGGUUCAUAUUUGAGUUCCUGGUCCGUUUCACCUGCUGCUCCAACAUACUGGUGUUUGUGAAGAACAUACUAAACAUCAUUGACUUUGUGGCCAUCCUGCCCUUCUUCCUGGAUGUGGGGCUGAGUGGGAAUGCCCUGGGCUUCCUGCGUGUGCUGAACUUUGUGAGGAUCCUGAGGAUCUUUAAGCUGAUGCGCCACAUGGUGGGAGUGCGUGUGUUAGUCUACACACUAAAGGCCAGCGUUCAAGAGUUCUGCCUCCUUGCUGUCUUCUUUGGAAUUGGAAUGCUAAUUUUCAGCACCCUGGAAUUCUACGCAGAGCGAGUACAUGGUGACCCUGAAGACCCAACUUUGACUGCGCACACCAAUUUUAAGAACAUCCCCAUAGGCUUCUGGUGGGCGGUGGUUACCAUGACAACCCUGGGCUAUGGGGACAUGUACCCGGAGACCUGUUCCGGCAUGGUAAUUGGAGCCCUGUGUGCACUGGCAGGUAUUCUGACCAUCGCCAUGCCUGUCCCAGUCAUAGUCAAUAACUUCCGCCUGUACUACUCCCUGGCCAUGGCCCAACAAAAGCUCCCAAAGAAGAAGAGGCAACACCUGCCCCUGUCUGGAACGCUUAGCCAGCCAUCCCCAAGUGGGGAGCAGGUAGAAUUACGCCUGUUAUCAGGGGAGCACUCUUGUUCAGAGUGAAUCCCGGCAUUAGUCUGGCUAUGAGACCCUGGAUGUAGAGACUGGAUCCUGAUUGUACCAUUACACCGGAUUGGGACAUUAUAGCUAUGUUAUACCAUCAAUAACAUUAUAACAUUUUACAUUUUAAUAUCUUUAUAGACCAUUGCAUGGGUAAAGGACAAACAAUAUUUGUUUGUGUGCAUUCAAGGUAGUAUGUAUUAUUGGUUUAUUCGGAUCCCCAUUAGCUUUUGCAGAAGCAGCAGCUAUUUUUCCUGGGGUCCACACAAAAACAUAAAACACAACAAGUAACAAAACACUGAUGUACUGGUAGACAAGAACAGUCACACAAAUGUAAAAUGAUACAAUAUACAGUUAGCAUUCCAAACAUCAAGAACACCUUCCUAACAUUGAGUUGCACCCCCUUUUGCCCUCAGAACAGCCUCAAUUCGUCGGGGCGUGGACUUUGUCGGGGAAAGGUGUCGGAAGUGUUCCACAGGGAAGCUGGCCCAUGUUAACUUCAAUGCUUCCCACAGUUGUGUCAAGUUGGCUGGAUGGCCAUUGGGUGGUGGAUCAUUCUUGAUACACACUGGAAACUGUUAAUUCACAGUUGAGAAACUGAGUGUAAAAAAACCAGCAGCGUUGCAGUUCUUGACACAAACCGCUGCCCCUGGCACCUACUACCAUACCCGUUCAAAGGCACUUACAUUUUUUGUUUUGCCCAUUCACCCUCAGAAUGGCACACAUACACAAUCCAUGUCUCAAUUAUCUCAAGGCUUAAAAAUCCUUCUCUAACCUUAUACACUGAUUAAAGUGGAUUUAACAAAUUACAUCAAUAAGUGAUCAUAGCUAUCACCUGUAUUCACCUGGUCAUGGAAAGACCAGGGGUUCUUAAUGUUCUCUACACUCAUUGUACAAACAACAGAACUAAAGAAUAAUGUGUGUAUAGAUUGUUUGUGUUAGAGUGUGAUAGAGUGUGUGGGCAUGUGUUUGUAUGUGUGUCAUUUCACAGUCCCUAUUGUGCCAUGAGAUGUUGUUUUAUCCAUUUGUUUUAUGUAAUUUUGCUGUUUGCUUGAGUAAUUGGAGAUGGACGGGAGUUCCAUGCGUUCAUGGCUCUGUAUAAUACUGUGCAUUUCCGUGAAUUGUUUUGGACAUGGGGACUGUGAAGAGACCCCUGGUGGCAUGUCUUGUGGGGUAUGUAUGGGUGUCUGAGCUGUAUCUUAUCUGAUUAUGCAACUGUUAUACCAGACAUAACCCUCCCCAUCUUCACAACUUUGUCAAAAUGACUUGACCAUGAUAAUUGACCAUUACCUAGGAGUUCAGCUUCCUCAACUUGCUCAAUGGUCACACCCUUUAUGCACAACUCCAUUUGAGGUUUAGGUCUUAGAGAAUGUUUUGAACCAAAUACAAUACUUUUGCUGACAUGUAGAGUUUUUAAUCAUAUUCAAGUUUCACUCAAGUAAUUUACACUGAACAAAAAUAUAAUCACAACACAGUGUUGGUCCCAUGUUUCAUGAACUGAAAUGAAAGAGCCCAGACAUUUUCCAUUAGCACAAAAAGCUUCUUCCUCUCAAAUUUUGUAAACAAAUUUGUUCACAGUUUGUCCGUGUAGUGAGCAUUUCUCCUUUGCCAAGAUAAUCCAUUCACCUGACAGGUGUAGCAUAUCAAGAAACUGAUUAAACAGCAUGAUCAUUACAUGGGUUGGGGACAAUAAUUGGCCACUCUAAAAUGUGCAGUUUUGUCACACAACACAAUGCCACAGAUGUUUUGAGGGAGCGUUAAAUUGGCAUGCUGACUGCUGGAAUGUCCACUGCAGGAAUAACCACGCCAGCCCAGGACCUCAACAUUGGCUUCUUCACCUGCGGGAUCGUCUGAGACAAUAUUCUGUGACUAAAAAAUAUUCUGAUUGGCUGGACCUAGUUGCCAAAUGGGUCGGCCUAUGCCCUCCCAGGCCCACCCAUGGCUUUGCCCCUGCCCAGUCAUGUGAAAUCCAUAGAUUAGGGCCUAAUUUAUUUAUUUCAAGUGACUGAUUCACUGUAGGAGUAAAAUCGUUAAAAUUGUUGCAUGUGUUAAUAUUUUGGUUUAGUAUAGCUAUACUAAUUCAUUUUACAUGAAUUGAGCAUUGAUUAAGACAUGUACUUUUCUAUAUGUGAAACAAUGAGUUGAAACAAUGCUAUUUCUGUAAUUUGAUCAAUACUUGCCUGGUUAAUGCUUAUUCAUGAUUUGUUUAGGUGAGAGUGUGAAAUCACAUUGAUAUUUGAAACAAAAUGGAUAAUUUAUCAGGGGAAAUUGAAACACAGAUGAAAUGCAUUAUCUUUGAUAUAAAAACAUUUAAACUUCUAACAAUAUUAACACUACAAAUUAAAACAUUGCAAUUAUAGUUACUGUAUAUUCUAUAGUUUCUACGUUUCUGUUAAGUAAUUUUCUAAUAAUAUGUCACAGUUGGGUGAGAGCGUAACAUCACCACAAUAUCUGUCUGUAAUAAUCAUCCGCAAUAAAAAUGUCUACUGCCUGUGUUCUUAUGGGUUAAGCCUGUGUUCACAGCUGUGUCCUCUUGUUGAAGGGUUGUACAUUGGCUUCUGAGAAGCCCUUUAGCUGUUCUCUGCCAAAACAUCCAUUAUGAGGGAGGACAGCACCAUUUCCUCUUCCAGAAUAACAACAGCUGUGUACAGAUAUUUGUCAUCUGUUGGCUUCCAAGGGAUUGCUUCACAAAUAUGUACAAAGGGCGUAUUUGCAUUGCAUUGAAAUGUGAAUUAAUUAUGAUCCUUGUGAACCAUGACAAUACUUUCCUCUGUGUACAGUAUAUAUUACUUAAUGAGAGUGAGGACGUGUGAUUGUGUUCUGCUGGGAACAUGGCUAUGUCCCAAUAUGGGAUAUGUUGAGUGCCAAAUGAUUAAGUUUGUGCAAUGCUAGGGGACCUUGUGUUCCAAUUGUAAAGAGAACGGCAGUGUUUCAGGACAUCCAAACUACAAGUAUCUUAUCUACACAUCUAGCUUGUCCUAAAAGUUCAAUACAAAUCACUUGACAGGUUCUUUAUGGUUUAUUGAUAUUUUUGGUGAUAUCCCAAAAAAUAUUGUUACUCUUUUCACGUGAAGUUUCAAUAACGUACAAUCGUCAUGAUGGAAGAGAGAGUUGGUUUUGGUUGGGCCUCUGAUUCAAUGUUCAACUUGUGCUUGGUUGACUGACCAGUUCCUCCACCCAUGCAUUGUACCCUGGCGGGCUGAUGGCCAUCUCAAUGACAGUAGCCAUAAUGAGAACGAUGAGACAACAAGGGGAGACGUACUUCCACUUGUAGAAAUAGAAGGCAUGGGGCCGGAAACCCAACAUGUCCUCCAGGUCCUGCAUAAACCUUACACACACAUACAGGUGGGUUUAAAAUAGGUCCAGACAAAUCCUUCAGUUUACAGUAUUCACAUGUUCCUUGACUCUUUCUCUUCACCCUCUUAUCAAACUUUCCUCUUAAAUCAUAUGAAAACACACAUUGCAAUAUCAGUGAUGACAUGGGGACUGUGAAGAGACCCCUGGUGGCAUGUCUUGUGGGGUAUGUAUGGGUGUCUGAGCUGUAUCUUAUCUGAUUAUGCAACUGUUAUACCAGACAUAACCCUCCCCAUCUUCACAACUUUGUCAAAAUGACUUGACCAUGAUAAUUGACCAUUACCUAGGAGUUCAGCUUCCUCAACUUGCUCAAUGGUCACACCCUUUAUGCACAACUCCAUUUGAGGUUUAGGUCUUAGAGAAUGUUUUGAACCAAAUACAAUACUUUUGCUGACAUGUAGAGUUUUUAAUCAUAUUCAAGUUUCAGUCAAGUAAUUUACACUGAACAAAAAUAUAAUCACAACACAGUGUUGGUCCCAUGUUUCAUGAACUGAAAUGAAAGAGCCCAGACAUUUUCCAUUAGCACAAAAAGCUUCUUCCUCUCAAAUUUUGUAAACAAAUUUGUUCACAGUUUGUCCGUGUAGUGAGCAUUUCUCCUUUGCCAAGAUAAUCCAUUCACCUGACAGGUGUAGCAUAUCAAGAAACUGAUUAAACAGCAUGAUCAUUACAUGGGUUGGGGACAAUAAUUGGCCACUCUAAAAUGUGCAGUUUUGUCACACAACACAAUGCCACAGAUGUUUUGAGGGAGCGUUAAAUUGGCAUGCUGACUGCUGGAAUGUCCACUGCAGGAAUAACCACGCCAGCCCAGGACCUCAACAUUGGCUUCUUCACCUGCGGGAUCGUCUGAGACAAUAUUCUGUGACUAAAAAAUAUUCUGAUUGGCUGGACCUAGUUGCCAAAUGGGUCGGCCUAUGCCCUCCCAGGCCCACCCAUGGCUUUGCCCCUGCCCAGUCAUGUGAAAUCCAUAGAUUAGGGCCUAAUUUAUUUAUUUCAAGUGACUGAUUCACUGUAGGAGUAAAAUCGUUGAAAUUGUUGCAUGUGUUAAUAUUUUGGUUUAGUAUAGCUAUACUAAUUCAUUUUACAUGAAUUGAGCAUUGAUUAAGACAUGUACAUUUCCAUAUGUGAAACAAUGAGUUGAAACAAUGCUAUUUCUGUAAUUUGAUCAAUACUUGCCUGGUUAAUGCUUAUUCAUGAUUUGUUUAGGUGAGAGUGUGAAAUCACAUUGAUAUUUGAAACAAAAUGGAUAAUUUAUCAGGGGAAAUUGAAACACAGAUGAAAUGCAUUAUCUUUGAUAUAAAAACAUUUAAACUUCUAACAAUAUUAACACUACAAAUUAAAACAUUGCAAUUAUAGUUACUGUAUAUUCUAUAGUUUCUACGUUUCUGUUAAGUAAUUUUCUAAUAAUAUGUCACAGUUGGGUGAGAGCGUAACAUCACCACAAUAUCUGUCUGUAAUAAUCAUCCGCAAUAAAAAUGUCUACUGCC
Molecule: messenger RNA, 6470 nt
Organism: Oncorhynchus masou masou (cherry salmon)
Lineage: Eukaryota; Metazoa; Chordata; Actinopteri; Salmoniformes; Salmonidae
Product: potassium voltage-gated channel subfamily C member 2-like
Exons: 4
Coding region: 166-1635 (489 amino acids)
Biological process (GO): potassium ion transmembrane transport; protein homooligomerization
Cellular component (GO): postsynaptic membrane; neuronal cell body membrane; presynaptic membrane
Molecular function (GO): protein binding; delayed rectifier potassium channel activity
Source: RefSeq, a predicted model, not a curated record